Molecule: messenger RNA, 1262 nt
Organism: Dalotia coriaria
Lineage: Eukaryota; Metazoa; Arthropoda; Insecta; Coleoptera; Staphylinidae
Product: guanine nucleotide-binding protein subunit beta-2-like
Biological process (GO): G protein-coupled receptor signaling pathway
Cellular component (GO): heterotrimeric G-protein complex; cytoplasm
Molecular function (GO): signaling receptor complex adaptor activity; protein binding
Source: RefSeq, a predicted model, not a curated record
AUGCCGCCGAAAGAUCCAGAAUUGUUGGAAUUGAGGAAAGAGUUGGAGGAACUUUAUAAAAAUCUCAAAGAAGCUCAAGGAAAACAAGCUGAUGUAACAUUGGAAAGCGCUUGUUCGGGUGGGGACCCACCAAAGGUAAAACUCAGCACGAAGAAAGUCCUCAAAGGACACAUCAACAAAGUCAACUCUGUGCAUUAUUCCGGUGAUAGCCGCCAUUGCGUUACCGGCUCCCUCGAUGGCAAACUUAUCAUUUGGGAUACAUAUACCGGAAAUAAAGUUCAGGUUAUUCCGUUGAGGUCAGCAUGGGUUAUGAGUGUGGCGUUUUCACCAAGUGGAAAUUUUGUUGCUUGUGGUGGAAUGGAUAACAUGUGUACUGUUUAUGACGUCAACAACCGCGAUACUUCCGGUGCCGCCAAAAUGGUACGCGAAUUAGCAGGUUAUGAUGGUUUCCUCAGCAGUUGUCGCUUUCUAGACGACAAAUCCAUUAUGACAGGUUCUGGAGACAUGAAAAUAUGUCAAUGGGAUUUGGAAUCAGGUCGGAAAACCACCGACUUCAAUGCACACAAUGGCGACGUAGUCUCCAUUAGUCUCUCACCAGAUGGCAACACGUACGUCACCGGAAGUGUGGAUAAAUCCUGUCGGCUUUGGGAUCUACGCGAACAGAAACCCAAGCAGACAUUUUUCGGACACACUGCUGAUGUUAAUUCUGUUUGUUUCCAUCCAGGUGGUCAAGCGUUUGCAACAGGAUCCGAAGAUAAAACUGCCAGACUCUUCGAUAUCCGCAGCGAUCAACAAAUCGGCUUGUACGAACCACCAAACCAAAGCAGUGGUUUUACAUCUUGUGCUUUGUCUUUGAGUGGACGUUUUAUUAUGUGCGGAUCAGAUGAUAACAACGUUCAUAUUUGGGAUACAUUAAAAAUGCAACAUAAUGGUAUUCUGCAAGGACAUGAAAAUCGUGUCACGUCCAUCUCGCUAGCACCCAGCGGAAUCGCGCUGGCUUCCUGCAGCUGGGAUCAACACGUCCGCGUCUGGGGUUAACACACAUGACAAUAUUCAACUCAUCAUUAAACUUUGAUUAGUUAUAUUCGCAAAUAAAACAUGAUAUACAGUAUAAUGUCAUCAUUCAACUCUCGUACUCGUACUUCGAUUAGAAUUUACCGAUUAUCACAUUCAACACUUUUCCAAAUAAUUGUUUUCAAAGCGUUAAUAUUUUUUGGAAUUAAUCUCGUAGAUGUGUAUGAAAUAAAUACAUUUAUAUGAAA